Zerene cesonia (dogface butterfly) is the source of this 556-nucleotide messenger RNA. It is a transcript of the gene ave, whose product is annotated as protein aveugle. Gene Ontology annotation, biological process: cell surface receptor protein tyrosine kinase signaling pathway. Lineage: Eukaryota; Metazoa; Arthropoda; Insecta; Lepidoptera; Pieridae. The transcript is spliced from 3 exons. Bases 150 to 485 code for a protein of 111 amino acids. Gene Ontology annotation, cellular component: cytoplasmic side of plasma membrane. Gene Ontology annotation, molecular function: protein binding. The record is from RefSeq and is a predicted model, not a curated record.
AUCUGUUAUUUGUUAUUUAUUGUUGCAUUGUAUCAAUAAUAUUUUUGUGAAAAUUAAAUAGUUAGUAAACUUAACUAAGACGUUAGUACGAUUUAGUAUAUACCUUAUUAAUUGCAAUCGGUGCACGCACCAUCAGCACAAUCGCCCAAAUGGUAGAAGAUUCCAGUUUGAAUUCUAACAAAUCUAAGACUAAGACUGCACGCCCCAAAGCAGUUUAUCUUUGGACAGAGGCUGAUGUUCAAAAAUGGUUGCGAAGGCAUUGCAGUGACUAUUACAACUUAUACUGGGAAAAAUUCCAUGAGCAUGAUAUAACAGGGCGUGCAUUAGUCCGUAUAAAUGACAACACACUUCUAAGAAUGGGCAUCACAAACCAAGACCAUCGGGAAGCCAUCUGGAGGGAGAUCCUCAAGCUGAGACUGAAAACUGACAUUGUAGAGAUCAGGGACCUGGAGAGGCGGCACAAUUACUUUAAUUAUAACCUCUAAUAUGAUAUAUGGAUAAGGGUGCAUUUAAGUUUUGAAUAUUAAAGUUUGUGAUACAGAAAUAAGUUGUGACU